AUGACUCUGACCAGUCAGGAAAUUCUUCACAGGGCAAGUCCACAGAAAAUUGAUGGAAAAACAAACGAAAUGUACCUUCGGCAGAUAAAAAAAACAAUAGAUCGUGAUGAGACAAAGUUUUCGGUUUGGUCUGGAACCUCUUCUAGCCUAGCUGACUGUAGUGUUAUGUGUUUGCACAAAAGUAACUGUGUUUCUUUACUGUACGAUUUUACUGAGGCGUCCUGUAAGCUUUUUGACGUGAUUUACAAUGCUGAUGGGAGUGUGGGUGCUGAAGAUGUCGUGUACUAUACUCUGGAAAGCAGCAACAACCGUCGGGUUCCCGAGUCUUGCCAAGAUCUCGUUAUUUUUUCGGGAGCAAAGACGGAUGGGGAAUACUGGAUAUAUCCCAAAGCAACAAACGGACAAAGAAUCAAGAUCUAUUGCCACGAUAUGCAAUUCAUUCCAUCUGAAUACAUCACUUUGAGGAACACAAACUAUUUUAUUCAACACGAUCAAUCGAACUGGCAACUGAAGUAUAUACAAUGUCAAUCGACAAUCAAACCACCCUUAAAAACGGUCCAUUUUUCAAAAGUCAAAAUAAACAUCCAGAAUAUGGAAAUCGAUGGGAAUGAUUAUCAAUUCACCUCUUUGACUGGUUCUCCCACGGUCGAAUAUGGACAAAGCACCGACUGCAAUGGCGAAUCUUUUCGGAACCCCUGUCCACGUUUCUCGGAAGCUGUAAUUGACACAAGAGGAACAGGGUUGAUUGUAGAUCCUACUAUAACAUGGGGUGUAAUAAGUGGCUGGUGGGCGAAAAUAGAAAAUAUUAAUCGAUCGACAGAUGGCGCUCAGAUCUCGUUUAUCUGUACUGGAUGGUGCGGCGAAUGUGGCCCAACAUCAGGACCGAUCAUACUACAACCAUCGAAAGAAUACAUUUCGGCGACAGAUGCAAAAGCUUUGGUCUGUGAUUUAGAUAGUCCUGCUCUAAUUCUUCCUGCUAUAAUUAUUCCAUAG
This is a messenger RNA of Saccostrea echinata, 993 nucleotides long. Its product is annotated as A disintegrin and metalloproteinase with thrombospondin motifs 9-like. Gene Ontology annotation, molecular function: zinc ion binding; metalloendopeptidase activity. NCBI's taxonomy places the organism in Eukaryota, Metazoa, Mollusca, Bivalvia, Ostreida, Ostreidae. The transcript has 7 exons. The record is from RefSeq and is a predicted model, not a curated record. The coding region runs from base 1 to 993 and encodes 330 amino acids.